AUGAAAACGAUAGAUAAAUAUACAUUACUUACUUAAAUAGGGUAAGGAUAAUAUGGGAAGGUAUAUAAAGCUAAUAAACACAAUACAUAAGAAUUUUAUGCAAUUAAAGUAAUAAAGCUAACUAGAUUUAAAUAAUUACCAAAAUUAACUUAAUUCACAAUGAAUGAAGUAGAAACAUUGAAAAGAAUUAAUAAUCAAAACGUAAUCAAAUUUAUCGAAUUAUUUAAUUCUAAGAAUAAUUUAUAUUUGGUAUAUGAAUUUUGUAAUGGUGGUAAUCUUGAAGAGUAUAUUCAAAGAAGUAGGAACCUAAGAGAAAGUGAUGCAAUUGAUAAAUUUACUUAAUUGCUGAAUGGUUUUGAAUCUCUACAGAAAGAAAAUAUUCUACAUAGAGAUUUGAAACCAUCAAACAUUCUAUUGCAUGAUAAUAUAGUUAAAAUAGCAGAUUUUGGUUUUUGUAAAAAUAUUGAACCAUUUGAUCUCACUUAAACAAUGGUAGGAUCACCAAUAUAUAUGGCACCUGAAAUCUUACUUGGUGAACCUUACAGUUUCUCUGCUGAUAUUUGGUCUUUAGGAGUUUGUCUUUUUGAAAUGCUCUUUGGAAGAUGUCCUUAUGAAGAUGUUACUAUACCUAGAUUAAUGUAUCAAAUAUAAAACUAAUAAGUAAUUAUUUUUAAUUAUAUUAGUUAACUAUUCCUUAUUAAAUAUCUGAAGGAAUUGAACGUUUAUUGAGAAGGAUGCUUACAGUUGAUCCUAGAUAAAGAAUAUCUUGGUAAGAAUUAUUUCAACUACGCAUUCCUAAAAACCAGAAGAGUGUCUCCCCUUUAAACAAUAGUAAUAAAAGAGGUGUAUCUCGUAAGUGUAAUAUAAUUUGAUAUUAGCAAUUAGAUAAAACUCCUCCCCUUAUUAAUAAGUCUUUCUUAAGAAAAACAGUCAGCAUUUCUCUUAAAAAAUUUCUGAAUCUUCUGAAAGCUGGCUCCAUAAUAAUAUUAAGAUUAUUUUAUAACAUAGAAAAUAAUUACAUGAACAAAUCAAAGCAAUUAUCAAACUACUUGAAGUCAAUGAUAAUGUUCAUGUUCCCUUAAUGGUACUCUUCAUGAUUAGAUACAUUUAAUCACAAUUAAAAUUAAAUGUAGAUAAUCUUAUUAAAUUAAGAGAAUUUAAAAACACUCCCCAAUUUGACAAAAUUUCAUCUUUAUAUAAGGAAGAUGAAAGGUAAAUACUUAUAACAAUUUAUUAUUUUUUAGUUAAGUGAUUUUAGUAGAAAAGCAAAUUGUUUAAGAACUUAAUAAAUCAUAAUGUCCUUCUGAAAAUGUCACAACUGAAGAAUUUUAAUGGAAUACAAAAUAGUUUUCACGUACAAUCUCCGAUGAUAUCCAUUUAUCAGAAUUACAAAAAUAUUUAUAUAGGUUUUUAGAUUCACUCAAUAAAUGA
Paramecium sonneborni is the source of this 1431-nucleotide messenger RNA. The record is from the annotation of a GenBank genome assembly. Lineage: Eukaryota; Ciliophora; Oligohymenophorea; Peniculida; Parameciidae.